Messenger RNA from Drosophila biarmipes, 1494 nucleotides. RefSeq lists its product as uncharacterized. The transcript has 2 exons. NCBI's taxonomy places the organism in Eukaryota, Metazoa, Arthropoda, Insecta, Diptera, Drosophilidae. The record is from RefSeq and is a predicted model, not a curated record. Bases 84 to 1412 code for a protein of 442 amino acids.
AGGCAACGAUUUUCCCUUAUUCACACAGAACACUUGAUAAUAUUUUAAACUUUCCACAAAUUCUUCAACAUUGAUAUACAAAAAUGCCUCCGAACACCAAGGAGGAUAGGACUAGGAAGUUCAUGGUGGGUAGCAGUGACUCAGAGACCGAAAAUGAGGAUCUGGCCCUGAUAAACAUGGUUCUCAGGAAGCUGAGUAUCAAGGAUCAAACUCUGCUCCAUAGGCACUUUAAAAAUGUACCCGAGGCAUUCAAUACCCUGUGGAAGGAUCAGCACCAACGUUUAGAUUUGGGUCAAAUGCAGUGGAAACUGCACGGAUCGAAUCUCAAUUUAUUUCUUCAAGAUAUGUAUUCGGAUUUUCGUAGCAUCCAUUUUCGCAGUGAACAGCUGCAGGAGGAGUUGAACAUAUUGGAACAGGCGGGCAUUGAACGACUGGUCCAUGUGGAAUCCUGUGAAAUUUCGUGGGGUAAUUCGGUGAACAAGAAUAUUACAAAUGUGCCACAAUGGCCUUUUCAUGCCUUGCCAAAACUCUUGAGCAACCUGCUUCACCUGGAGAUACAUGCUCCUAUACAGGCCUGUUUUAUAGAACAGUUUCGAAGACUGGAAACCUUAAAGAUGCAUCAGGAGAUUUCCAACUCAGCUUUGGAGGAAAUUUUGAGUAGUGAGGCGCCUUUGAUGCAAUUACAUUUUCCAGGGGACUUUACCUACCCACUUUUGGGAAUCUCAAAGUGUAAACACCUUAAGAGUCUAUUGAUAAAUCUUCAGAGCUUUCUAUCCAGUCCAAAUGAAAUCCUAAGAUUGUCGAAACUCUUGGUUUUGAAGAUCACUAAGCUCACAAAAAGUGGGGACUCUCUAAAGGCUUUAUCCAAAGUGAUUGCGGAGAAAGGAAGUCACCUUAAGAGUCUUCAGCUCAACUGCAGUUUCAUGGACCAUGGAAAGUAUUUAUCAGAACUGGGUCUUAAUCGCUGUUUAAGCUUGGAAAAGCUAGAGCUGGUGGAUUUCAAAUUUAAAGAUCAGGACAUGACCAAGCUCUGUCUUCCAGUAACCCAAAGGUAUGCCAUCUUUGGCAAUUGCCCCGAACUUUUCGAUGAUCAACUUUUGGACUUUAUCAAGGCCAGUCCCAGACUUAUAGAACUUGUGCUUAUAGAGUGCCCAAAGCUGACAGAAGCUCUACUCCAUGAUGUUGUAAAAGUGCGGAACAGCGGUGAAGAACUAGAGCCCUUGUUGAUCAGAGUUAAGAAUUGCCAGGAUAUUUGGGAUUCCUAUCAGAAGAAUUUCCUUAUCUAUUGGGAACGUAAACAAUCCUUAGUCAAGUUGGAGUGCAAAACAGAGGAAAUCAAGCCUAUUGAUAAUGUCCAGUUAAUCUUUCACGAACCUUUGGAGGGUCCUAGUAUAAUCCAAGUGAGAGUUUAACUGGGCUUAUACAAUUUUUCAAACGAUUUCUUUACAAAUUAAAAGGUAUAUAAAAAAUAAACAAGGUUUUUAAAAACGUUAA